CAUUACAUUAUAAAUCUAGAUAAACUGUCAGUUGAGCACCACUCACCAUAACCCCAAAAGAAAUUGUCAAUCUCACCUUGUCACAAAGGAGAAGUAAUGUCAAGAAGUUUUCUUGCUCUGCUGCUUUUCAUGUUUCUCACAAAAAUUUCAGUGAAUGGGCAACUAGAAGAAUGGUGCAUAGCAGAUGAACAGACACCAGAUACUGAGUUGCAAGUGGCUUUAGAUUGGGCAUGUGGGAAAGGGGGUGCAGAUUGUAGCAAGAUUCAAAAGGACCAGUCUUGUUAUUAUCCAAAUACUGUAAGAGAUCAUGCUUCUUAUGCCUUUAAUAAUUACUUUCAGAAGUACAAGAAGAAAGGUGGAACCUGUUUCUUCAACAAUGCUGCCAUGGUUAUUCAAGUUGAUCCUAGUCAUAAUUCUUGCCACUACGAGUACAUGCCCUAGUACUUUGUGUUUUUCAAUCUCUUAAACGCCAAGUUCAGGUUUUCAUCAUUUAUGCCAAGAAAGAUAAUCAUGGAGAUUAGACAACUGACUAUAUCCUGGUUUUGAGUAGUUGAAUUCAAUACGCUGUAGCAUUUUUGCAAUUAAAGAUUCAAGAUAAGAGGCUGCUAAUCAUGCAAUUGUGACAUC
Solanum stenotomum is the source of this 627-nucleotide messenger RNA. Its product is annotated as glucan endo-1,3-beta-glucosidase 12-like. The coding region runs from base 97 to 441 and encodes 114 amino acids. The transcript has 3 exons. The record is from RefSeq and is a predicted model, not a curated record. NCBI's taxonomy places the organism in Eukaryota, Viridiplantae, Streptophyta, Magnoliopsida, Solanales, Solanaceae.